GCAUCUGGCUAGGAAUUUUUGAACACCCUCCUUGCUGCGUCUCCGGAGGAGAGGGGCUUUUCUCCCCCAAGGAGGCGGGCAAGGCGCUAACCAGCCUCCAUCCCCAUUGACGAGGCGACCGCGAUGGCAAGCGGGAGUGGCGCACGGAUGGAACGAGGUUACGUCUUCGGAUUCUGUUGCCUGGUUCUGUUGGACCCAGGGCGGGUUUGGACCAGGGCUCCCAGCACCCAGGAUCCUGAGCUGGAGGGGCAGGUGGAGAGUCAUGGUAACACCAGCUGGGCUCCCACCUUGGAGGACACCGUGGUGGCCCCCACUGAGGCUGUGCCAGGUGGCGACCGGUGCCGUGGUUACUACGAUGUCAUGGGGCAAUGGGACCCUCCAUUCAAUUGCAACUCAGGGAUCUACCGGUACUGCUGUGGGACCUGCGGUUACCGCUUCUGCUGCCAGUUCAACCAUGGGCGGCUGGACCAAAGUGGAUGCUCCAAUUACGACACCCCCAACUGGGUCAACACAGGCCAGCCGCCGGCCCGGGUGGAUGAGACCCCCGAGGAUCCUACCCGAGACAAGACCAACAUGAUUGUAUAUAUCAUCUGUGGCGUGGUGGCCAUCAUGGUGCUGGUGGGCAUCUUCACCAAGCUGGGCCUGGAGAAAUCACGGAGCCGCCCGACGGAGAUGACCAUGUCCAGAACGCUCACAGACUUACUGAAGCAGCCGGGCCACGGCCCCUCUGACCACAUGACUGACGGCCACAUGGGCAGCAUCCAGGUCCAGAUGGGUGACGGGCUUGCCCGGAGCUCCCCCAGAAAUGGCACAGACAAUAUGCACUUGAAUAAUGCUGUGGUCAGCACCCCUAUCGCCCCCCAGAUGGGGCUGCCACAUGCCCACAGCAACCGGCUGCAGAUGACGAGCACCAUGCCCCAUCAAGCUCCGGACUACGCCAAGUAUGCCACGCUCAAGGCCGUAGAGAGCGCACCGGAAGAAUUCUACAAGCGGUUUCCCAUGGUAGACAUGCCUCCGCCUGGUCCUCUGUCCUUCCCACCCAUGGGGCUGCAUCAGAAAGACAUGCCUCCCCUGCACGACAGCUGUGCCUUGGUUGGCUUGGCUACACCCGGGCAGAAGGCCAAAGUGGUGAAAACCAACACCCACCCACUGGUGGCCAGCCCUGCCUUCAAGGGAGGCUGGGACCCCAGCCAUCACCACCCCCCUGAUGUCCGCCGACAGAUCUAUGCCAACAAGCGCCAGUUCAGCGUCGAGAAGCUGCCGGAGGUCUUCAGCCAGACGCCCACCCACUAUGUCCAGCCCUCGCGGCCCUUCUCCACCAAUAGCAAGACUGAGGUCACUGUCUAAAAAGAACCUUCAUCUUUUCUUUUUAUGUCCCAGCAGCCUCUGGGGCUAACUGUCUUGCCAGUCCAGACCACCUGCUAGAGAAGUACCAGAGGUGCUUCCCCAUUAUAGCUGGUGGCACUAGGGUGGGUGUCAGGAGGGGCGAGGAAGGUGGGGGAAUACCCACCAGCACAGGUGCCCAUACCUCCUGAGAGUACGCGGAUAACGUGCAUGGUGAAACAGGCAUGCAUGUUGCCCUGUGAUUGAUGCACGGCUGUUGUUUCCAGUUCACCUGUCCAUCACAUCACACUUGUACCAGAACGGUCAAUGUUGACGGGAGCCGGGGGACUCACAUCUGAGCCCAGCUGGCGAGGGGGAAGGAACCCCACCCCCACCCCGCAGGGAAGGACAACAGGUGGGAGAUGUGAGACAAGCAAUUGCAAUAGCCAUUAAGGUCCAUUGGGUUAGCACAUGUAACCCGUCCCCUCCCUCUGCCCCUCCACGUGGGUUUUAAACAAGGGCACACAACCACCAGUCAUGCCAGUAUAAACAAACUGUACAAAAGGGCAGCUGGCAAGGGCUCACAAAGAGUUUUACGUUUCCCUUCACUGCCAGCUCAGCUCGCUCCCCUGCACACGCUAGGCACCAGCGCUGCGUGGGGUUGGGGAUUUUUCUUACACCCAUUUUUGAAUGUUUCGAAUGAUGGCCUGGCUGACCUUGCAGUUCUUGUUGCAUUUAGCUCCCGCGGGCCAGGGCUGUGGGUCAGUAGGUGUAUGCAGGGCUGCCCCUGCUGGCUGCAGAGUAGCAAAAUAUAGGUCCUACGUAAACAGUGACUGCUAGCUGAGGUUGGGGGGAGGGGGCUGAUUAUUAUUUUUAGUUUCUGUGGGACAUUUCUGCCAGCAGGGGCAAGGUUGAGCCCUGGCUUUGGCCGCUCAGGCAGGGGCUGAUGGGGGCACGGUGGUUUAAAGGGGUGCAAAGCUGUCUCAGGGGGUAGGCUCUAUGGCCUGGCUGCAUCACAUUUUCCAUGGAGCCUUUCUGGCUGCAGCUACUGCCCAGCACCAGGCCCUGACGGUCACUCCUGCCAGGUUACAGCCCAGCAGAGAGUGUGGGGCUUGGGGUGGAGUUAGGAUGACCAGACGUCCCGAUAUCCACCGGCAGCAAUGUGGGUGGGGUUUUUUUUUUUUGCGCUCUGCCGGUGGGCUCCCCCCAUGUGUCCCUAUAUUUCCUUCCCUUCAUCUGGUCACCCUAGGUGGAGUUGUGGCUCCAGAGCAGAGCCUGACCUCUCCCACCGCACUGGGUGUGAUGGCCAUAAGUGUCACGCGCUUCACUCCUUCCCCCUCAACCUUGUGGCGUUUCUCCCCUACACCCCUGCCCCGGGCCCGGCCAUGUUCCCCUCUCCACUCGUACAGGUUCCAGCACAGGCAGCAGUGCCAAGCUGGCUGCUGGGCUUGCUGCUAGUGCCGGAACUGCUGGGCCUGUGGGGCUUCAGUCACACCCCUACCACCUGUUAUUGCACGCACCGGCUACCUGUGUCACAGCCCCACCCAAAGGCUGCUGCCCAGCCCCAUGGAACUGUAUCCACAGGGUCUCAGGCUGGGUCAGCCCAUGUCUCCCUGACCAUGUUCAACCACCCAUCGUGGUCCACCAUGGAGGUGGUCAAUCUCCUUUGUGCCCACGCCGUUUAGACCCACCCCCGGCAUAGGUUUGAAACGCCACUGCAGCUGUCAGCCUGGGGAAACGGCCACAUUGCUCAACCCUUUGUAGGGGCUGGGCUUUUCUAGUCACCUGUGUGUUUCACUCAGUUGCUGCCCUUGUUGAUUUUUGUUUCCUUAAUUCUGCUCCAUUCCUUUUCAAAAGGGCUUUGUACCACUGGCACGUGUGGCUGUCUGCUAGCCCUCUAAGGGUGCCACUCCCCUGAGCAGUCCCUCUCUGGAGCUAUAUUUCUAUUACCUGGGUGAGAAGCACAUGCUUGGCCAUUGGCAGGGCCAAACCACAGAUACACCUUACUGGUGGGUACAGGUGACGCUGCUGAAGUCAGGUUUGAACUGGGGACCUUCAGCACCAGAAUAAUGAGCCACUAAUGCUUGAGCCAGAGGACAGCUCCGCUAAUGAGCAGCAACAGCCACAUAAACCUCUUAGCUGGACCAGCUACUAAAGGUAAACAUGCCACACUGGGUUACCUUCUAACCCCCAUCACUCCCCCCCCUCCCCCCGCAGUUCAUCUGUCCACAGGACAACAGUGAGCAGCAGAGAGACGAGCGGGAAGAAAAAUGGAACAAAAACGUUCUAUUAGUCCUGGCUUGCUUCCCCCCCUGCUGAUUUGAAGUUCACACACAAACUUUAGGGCCCUGCAGGAGCUGACAAAGAGCCGCCAGUUUUCCUUCCUGCUGCGCGCUGGUUGCUGCAUGGUGGCAAAGGCGUCGGUGGGGAGGACCCAGUGCAUGCCCUUUGCGCAAUGCACUGAACAGCCUCCAACAGGCCUGGACCGCUGCUCAAUCCUGGGGGGGCGGGGCCAUGUUAGCACCAUGGGCUGCCUCCUCUGGCACCAGCCCAUGCGGUGGGCCUGUCAUGUCUGCUUCUGGCUGAGGUGCACACCCCCAAUGACAGCCAGUGCAGACCACCACCAAGGGCUGUAACCCACUUCAUGCUGAGGCCAGGCAGGGUGCCUACCUUCAUCCCCUCGUUGAACUAGGGCUUCCAUAUUGUUUCUGAUGCCUGGAUAUUAAGUGACUUUAGGCCUUGUGCCAGCCCAAGCCCUGCAGUGGGUGAGGCUGGGCUUAGCCCUGCAGCGCAGGCUGCCACACCACACUCGCCCCCCCCAGCCCAAACAGGCCUUUUUUGUAAACCAAGGGGCUUUGCCUCAUCAAGGCCCACUUGGCUCUUGGCCUCUGCUGAGGCUGCGAACAUGGAGGCCAAUCAGUGCCAAUUGCCAGGUGUGUGAGACAGAGAGCGCUGCGGCCACCUGGCCCCUCUGGCAGAUGCUGGAAUAAAGCCAUUAACGUGUUUCACGUGGGCCACCAAGCAGCAAUCAGCUGGCAAAGCUUCCAAGUGGGGGCUGGGGGAUGGACUGAUGCCCCAAAGGGGAAAGGCUCCUCUCCCCCCUUCUCUUCAUUCCAGCCCCGGGUCCUUUGAGCCACUGGACCCCUUAGCAAUAAAUACCACCCCCACCCCCAGGAGCCUGAGCGGUGCAACUGGCUGUGACGGGGCAGCGUGAGAGAGAGCUGGGUAGGACAGCCCGGCCCAUGGACAGCCACAGCAGAACCAGGGCACUGGCUGCAUGAGGGGCAGGGCCGCAUGCCAGGGCCAGGGCCACGGGGGCUCAACCCUUGUGUCCUGCCAGCCCUGGGUCAUUUUUGUUUGUAAGUUCCACUUUCUCCCCCCACCUCCUACAGAAAUAAAAUGCCCCCGUUGCCAGAC
Malaclemys terrapin pileata is the source of this 4740-nucleotide messenger RNA. RefSeq names its product shisa family member 8 (gene SHISA8). NCBI's taxonomy places the organism in Eukaryota, Metazoa, Chordata, Testudines, Emydidae. The transcript is spliced from 4 exons. Gene Ontology annotation, cellular component: AMPA glutamate receptor complex; postsynaptic membrane; dendritic spine membrane. The record is from RefSeq and is a predicted model, not a curated record. Gene Ontology annotation, biological process: regulation of short-term neuronal synaptic plasticity; regulation of AMPA receptor activity. The coding region runs from base 124 to 1347 and encodes 407 amino acids.